ACCUGCUUGUGUUGUUUGUGGCUUUAGCCUUUUAGGUGUGUGAGGUAAGGUCAGGUGAGGUGAGCGUUAGAGUUGCAAUGGCAGUGGUGUCCACAUCUCUCGCAUCUCAAUUGUCAGGCCCGAAGUCCGCAAUCUCUUCUUCUUCUUCCUGUCCACCAUCACAAUUCAGUGGAUUGCGUCGCUCAUCCCUGAACUUGAAGUUGGAUCAGUCUCAGUGUCUCUCUUCCUCCUUCUUUAAACAGGUUGAUUCUCAUCUUCGUCUCUCCGCCGGUCGACGACCUUGCAGAGGUGUUGUUACAAUGGGUGCUUCUGGAAAGUUUUUCGUUGGUGGUAACUGGAAGUGUAAUGGGACUAAAGACGCUAUCAGCAAACUUGUUGCUGACUUGAAUAGUGCAAAAAUGGAGGCUGAUGUUGAUGUUGUUGUAUCACCUCCCUUUGUAUACAUUGACCAGGUCAAGAGCUCAUUAACAGAUCGAAUUGAGAUAUCUGCUCAGAAUUCUUGGGUUGGUAAGGGUGGAGCCUUCACAGGAGAAAUCAGUGUGGAACAGUUGAAGGAUAUUGGCUGCAAGUGGGUAAUUCUUGGUCAUUCUGAGCGGAGGCAUGUUAUUGGUGAAGAUGAUCAGUUUAUAGGGAAGAAAGCUGCAUAUGCAUUGAGCCAGGAUCUCAAGGUAAUAGCUUGCAUUGGAGAGAAACUUGAAGAACGAGAAGCUGGAAAAACUUUUGAUGUCUGCUUCCAACAUAUGAAGGCUUUUGCAGAUAAUAUUCCCAGCUGGGAUGGUGUAGUUAUUGCAUAUGAGCCUGUAUGGGCUAUUGGGACUGGCAAAGUGGCCACUCCCCAGCAGGCUCAGGAAGUACAUGUAGCUGUUCGUGAUUGGCUUAAGAAGAAUGUCUCAGAAGAAGUUGCUUCGAAAACACGUAUCAUCUAUGGAGGGUCUGUAAAUGGGAGCAAUUGUGCUGAACUUGCAAAACAAGAGGAUAUUGAUGGAUUUCUUGUUGGUGGUGCUUCCCUGAAGGGUCCUGAGUUCGCAACUAUUGUCAAUUCUGUAACGUCCAAGAAAGUAGCUGCUUGAUUAUUCUUGUAGUUUCAGCGCAGAAGGAAGGUCUAAUAACCGCAAUCUAUGAUCAGCAGGGUUUUGAUUGUGCCCAGUUUUCCCCUUCAUGAGUAAAGCAGUUGCUUUAGCUUUUAUGUUGUAA
Molecule: messenger RNA, 1194 nt
Organism: Telopea speciosissima
Lineage: Eukaryota; Viridiplantae; Streptophyta; Magnoliopsida; Proteales; Proteaceae
Product: triosephosphate isomerase, chloroplastic-like
Exons: 9
Coding region: 78-1070 (330 amino acids)
Biological process (GO): glyceraldehyde-3-phosphate biosynthetic process; glycerol catabolic process; gluconeogenesis
Cellular component (GO): cytosol
Molecular function (GO): triose-phosphate isomerase activity
Source: RefSeq, a predicted model, not a curated record